CACGGUGAUUGAAUUCAUGUAAUCACAGGUUAAAGGUUUCAUGUAAAAUUACCUAAUGUCUCAAUAUAUACAAGAAUUUAACCCAUAUAGAUUUCUCAGUGGGGGUGGGUGGGAAUCUACAAAUUAUGACAGGCUGUAACAUACUAACAUGUAAUUAUAUUCACAUAAUCUCAUUUUGCAGCAAGUACAGAAAAGAAAGAAAUGAAAAAUAUGAACUUUAAAUAGGUCGAUGAAAACGAGGUGUACUGCUCAACUGCAACAGCAAUUACUACUCAGGCGGUCAGGCUAUUUCAUAUUUCCUUUACCUGUUUCAGGGCUACACUUCACUCCGGCAACCGGAAACCUUAUAUCAGAAAAGGUUAGUAACACUCUUACAUUUUUCUAGAGUUUCUGUACAUUUAGAUUGAAAUCGCUUCAAUGGAGUGAUUAAUAUCUUUAUAUCUCCUCUCAUUUCUAUGUUGGCUUCAAAUAAUAUUAAGUAGAAAUGUUUACAUGCCUUAGGAGCUUUACAUCUAUAAUCGACUCAUUGUUAUUUGUUAUUAUGAUUUCAUCAAGAUUGUUACCAUUUGUUUGAGAUGUUGACAUCUAGAAGUGAUGCUCAAAAUCAUAGUUAAAACACAAGUUUAUUAGAGUAAAAAAGACAGUUUUAAACUGGGCCAAGUAUCUUGCAGAGUAAUUUGAGGAGAUAUAGCUAUUCAUGUUUUUUCCAACCCUGAGAGCAUUUUCUGUAAUAAGAGAACACAACAUUGUUUUGCACUAGAACCAUAAAAUAAGACAAAAGAUAGCCUCAAUCUACACUAGGAAAUCACUUUGCAGAAAAUUGAAAUCACACGGGUGAUCAUGAAUCUCACAUAGCAAUUGUAAUGGGCUAAAGCUACACAGUAAAUUACACCGUGAUCAAACUUUGGAAGUCAGAAAUGGCUUCAAAUGGAUAUUUGGGCAACAAAUGCUGAGAGCCAAGAAAAAAAGUCAUUUCAAUUUUCAUGUGUUUGCUGCAUUUGAUGUUAUUUUAAUACCUAACUGCACUGACAUCUAAAUUCUUAUAGACAUUAUCUUGUUACUUUUUAAAGGAUGGGCAACCUAGAUUCAUAUAGAGGAGGCGAGUUCUUUUUCCUACAGUUUCUGGCAGAGGAGAUUGAAAGAGGAUACACACCUGGUUCAACUUUCAGACAAGAAAGCCAGCUGUAUGUGAACCGGAGAUUACGGACAGUAGUCGGCCCACUAUACGGCCCAAUGUUUUCAGAUCGUUAUCUAAAGUCCAAAAUAAAAACCCUUAAGAAAAGAUACCAUGAGUUCUCAAAACUGUUGAGCCAAAAGGGGAUUCACUGGGAUGUGGAAGACAAUAUAGUUUAUGGCAAUGAGAAACACCUGCGUGCACAUUACAAGGGUAAUUACCGGAAAGGCGGUUGCCCAGGAGAAGUGCAUUAUGAUCUCAUGCGCCAAGUUUUCGAAAGUGGGGUCAAGUUCAAGUAAGGAAAAGCUCACAUACCUGUAUGUGGUGCUCCUAAUCACUAGUGUGGUCACUUCAAUAAUUUUCAUGUUAUGAUCUCGAUAUCUAAUUCCCAUUUAAAGAAUGUACUGCUUGUAUGAUGCUCAAACAUCAUACAAACUGCAAAAGUCGUUGAUGUAUCCAAAGACAAUGGUCAAAACUAGUACGCACUCCUACCAGUUUGUGCUUCAUUAAUUCUCAGUCCAUGGAAUUUGAUCCUUUCAAAUUAGCUAUC
Andrographis paniculata is the source of this 1724-nucleotide messenger RNA. RefSeq lists its product as uncharacterized. The transcript has 2 exons. The record is from RefSeq and is a predicted model, not a curated record. The coding region runs from base 1072 to 1473 and encodes 133 amino acids. Lineage: Eukaryota; Viridiplantae; Streptophyta; Magnoliopsida; Lamiales; Acanthaceae.